AUGGCGGGUCUAAUUGGUGGAUUGGUUGCAGCAUGCCCAGGCGUACCGUAUGGGAUGCUGUAUACCAAAAUGUUGGAAAGAGAAAAAAUGAAGGCGCUAAUCCUAAACGAUCAAAACUUUGAUCGAAGGAUGAUCAUUCAUUCAUAUGUAAAGAAAGAUCUGGAGUGGUGGCUGAAGAAUAUUCCAGUAGCAAAGAAUCCGAUUAGGUCAUUAAAUUAUAGGUUAGAGAUUUUCUCGGAUGCAUCGCUCACAGGGUGGGGUGCGCACUGCAACGGAGAAAAUACUCACGGAUUUUGGUCUCAGGAGGAGAAGAGGUUACAUAUAAACCAGCUGGAGAUUAUAGCAGCGUUUUUGGCGCUUAAGUGCUUUGCUAGGGAAGUCCAAAAUUGCGAAAUUUUACAUAGAAUUGACAAUACUACGGCGAUUUCGUAUAUCAAUCGUAUGGGGGGUGUACAAUACGUAGAACUCAAUCAAAGGGCUAAAGAUAUUUGGACUUGGUGUGAGAAAAGAAGAAUCUGGAUCUUUGCUUCCUACAUCCCCUCGCGGGAAAACACAGACGCAGACAGGGAAUCUAGAAGAGUCAAUGUAGAUACUGAAUGGGAAUUAGGAGCCCCCUUCUUUCAGACCAUAGUAGAAAGGUGGGGGUUUCCAGAAAUAGACUUGUUCGCAUCAAGGAGUAAUGCUAAAACCGAGGUGUUCUGCUCCUGGAAACGAGACCCAGAAGCUCGGUACAUUGACGCUUUUACAGUUAAUUGGAGUAAAUACCUUUUUUAUGCAUUCCCUCCCUUCGCGAUGGUUGCUAAGGUCUCUAAUUCACCCGUUAGCGGAUCAUCUUUCCCUGGUUGCUGGGAGGCUCUCCGGCGAUCGUAUCAACAGAAACUAGUGCCAGCAGAAGCAGUAGAGAUUCUAAUCUCUUCACUAACGGAUUCUACUCUGAAACAAUACAACACAGCCCUUAAAAACUGGUGGAGUUACUGCCAGAGUGAAAAGAGAGACCCCCUACAACCAGAUAUUUACCUAGUUUUAAAAUACUUAACAUUUAGAUUCAAUCACGAGGCAUCAUACGGCACACUUAAUUCAGAGAGAUCAGCGAUUAAUCUGAUAAGCACGAUAGACUUGGGUAGUGAUCCUGCAAUUAGUCGUUUUUUUAAGGGAGUCUUUAAAAACAGACCACCGAAGCCUAAAUAUGACACCACCUGGAACACAGAGGCAGUUCUAAACUGGGCAGAAGCACUGGGACCGUUGAAAGUCCUGGACCUAAAAUCUCUCACCUUUAAGUUGGUAUCUUUAUUAGCCUUAGCUACAGCCCAUAGGGUUCAGACAAUGUCCCUAAUCAAAAUAAGUGACAUGACAAUUUCGAAGAGCAAUGUUAUCAUAAAGAUAUCGGAGCAAAUUAAAACAUCUAGAGUCGGAGUUGCACAACCCUCGUUCAGUCUACCAUUUUUUAAAGAGCGAAAGGGCGCUUGCGUCGCCAGGGUGUUGUUGAAAUACAUAAAAACAACCAAAGUUCUAAGAGGGAAGGAAGACUACCUGUUCAUUACAUUUAAGAGGCCCUACCAUAGGGCAACUGCGCAAUCAAUAAGCCUCUGGAUAAGGUGCUGUCUCGUGGAAGCCGGAAUAGAUCCCAAAUACACUGCUCACAGCACGAGACACGCGCCACGUCUCCUGCAGAGGCGAGAGGUUUAG
This is a messenger RNA of Zophobas morio, 1686 nucleotides long. RefSeq lists its product as uncharacterized. Bases 1 to 1686 code for a protein of 561 amino acids. Gene Ontology annotation, molecular function: DNA binding. Gene Ontology annotation, biological process: DNA recombination; DNA integration. The record is from RefSeq and is a predicted model, not a curated record. The transcript has 2 exons. Lineage: Eukaryota; Metazoa; Arthropoda; Insecta; Coleoptera; Tenebrionidae.